AUGUCGCUCUCAUGUACCGAGCAUGACUUCGCGCGGUUGAAGCCACUUGUAUUCAGACUUCAUUGCAUGAAGCCAGAUAUGCGAAUCCAAGUAUUCGAACAGAUCUUUCAUAUACACUCCGUCAUCCUCAAAGCCCACUCCGAAUUCUUUCACAAAUACCUUGAUUCGCCGGACAAAAAGCGUGCCGAGCCGAUGAGCGCCUUCAAGUACUCAUGGGUCACUCAAAUUGAUGACGACGGAUCAUGGUCGCUUACUGCUGAACAAAACACGGUGCCAGACGAAUAUCAGGCAGAGUUCACUGGGAUUAAGGAAGAAGAAAUCGCCGCAUUUGAUACCCUUCUAAACGCGAUGUACCAAAACCCGAUUCGUUUCAACUCGCUAGAUCAUCUUAAUCUUUGCGCGGAACUGGCAGACUAUUACCGCUGUAUUCCGGCCCUAUCACGCGCGCUGGAAGGUGGUUUACUCCGAAGCCCUGAAGUUACAAUUUCAUUUCGAGGAGAGUGCUGCAGGGUACUGGCAAUCGCCAGGAAAUUAAAGCACAAACUUCUGUUCAAGGAGGCUUUGAUUCAUUCGCUUGGACCUUGGAACGCGCCACGAUUCGAAAAAUUAACGGAUCCGACACUUCGCGUUGUUGCAGGAAGAGCGCUAGAUGGUAUCCUACAAAAGCUGGGUCAGUUUCACACAGAGCUGCUGGAUCAAGCGGUACAUUUUGGGCAGGAGGAACAAGCUUGGUUAGAUGUAUAUAGGAAGUUUUACAGAAUGGCGACCGAACACAGAGACGUUCUUGGUCGUACUGUCAUCCCAGCGUAUUUCCGAGCUAUAGCCGAUGGUAUAGAACGAUUAGAAAUUCCGAGAUCGCUACUGGGUGUCAUGCAACCACUCACCACAAAUAAGCUGAAAUUCGACGUGUCGGAUUGGAGGUCAGGUCAAAAAGGGGGAGCUUACUACAACUCUUUUCUUUGUGGGGAUAUCGAAGAUGAAGACUUGCCAUGGGAGGAAGAUGAUGAUUAA
Messenger RNA from Glarea lozoyensis ATCC 20868, 1011 nucleotides. RefSeq lists its product as uncharacterized. Lineage: Eukaryota; Fungi; Ascomycota; Leotiomycetes; Helotiales; Helotiaceae. Gene Ontology annotation, molecular function: protein binding. The record is from RefSeq and is a predicted model, not a curated record. The transcript has 2 exons. Bases 1 to 1011 code for a protein of 336 amino acids.